AUGGAAAAGCCACCUAUCCAAAAACCAACCGGCCUCGUAGUAGAUAACCAUGGCACUUGGAGCCGACUGCCGACAAAGAUUCGGAUCGCCCGUUCCAAUCUCAUUCCCAGACUCUGCGAGAUCAGCUUCCUCGUCAGUGAUGGUGCUUUCGCUGAACCUUUUGGAACCUUCGUUGAUAAUCAGCGGAGCCAGGGCAUCUACUCGAAUCACUGGACAAGGGCUCGAGCCGACUCUAGAGUGAAGAAACUGUGGCUGAAAACACUGGGACAAGGACUCGCCUCCCAUUUUUCUAUUGCCCGAGGAAGAGAUAAAUUUAGCCUGUCAGAUUUUCCGAAAGGCUAUCAGCUUUUUUAUCACGUUAAAAAUAAAAAUUCAUCCCAAACGCCUUACCUCUUUGGCUAUCCUACUAAGUCGAAAUUGAUACUCAAGUUUAGAACUGCGACCGAUUUUUUACCCCACCUAAUAUGGCUUGCAUCACAAGAUGAAAAGGACAGAUGCAAAUGCAAACACUGUCAAAGUCGCGGUUUCGUUGCCCCACAACCAGAGCUUGAGGUCAAAACUCUUUCUGCAGGUUCCCAAACAAUCCAAACAGCCCGUCAGAACCAUGGAAGUCAGGACGACGUCCCAGAAAUCAAUCCCAAUCCUCCCGAUUUAAGUCUACAAGAACCUGUCGGUAAUUACAGACCGCUCGAGUUGGUCUGGUGCGAGUUGGAUACCAAAAAUUUAAAAAUCCGAUUGGAUUGCAAGUAUUGGCCAGGAAUAUGCCAAAAAAAACAAGUUAAACUAGAGGCGUGUGAAGUUGUUGAGCUCUCCGCACAAGAAAACCAAUCUGAUCCGAAAAUGAUGGAGCAGAGUCAUCGGGAUAACCUCUCAACCACUUGGAAGGUGAGGAACGAAGUCCAAAAGAAACAUUACUGGUCGGUUCAAUUAGUGGGAAUAUCAGACUUGGUCAUGCGAGCCGAAUCACAAUUAUUACCUUGGUUAUAUCGCCCUUUCGAAGAAUCUGUUUGGAGUGUCGUAUCCACUGGAAAGUUGCCAGUUCCAAACUAUCUUCUAGACUCCAAUAAGCCGAUGCCAACCCUCGCCAGUCUCUCGAAUCCAGUGAUCGGCAGAUUACAUUUUCAACUUGCGAUUCAAAUCGGAGCAGAAAUCGAAGGAACAUGGGCUCCAGCUGAGGACUCCGAGGACCUGGACACCACUCUUGAAAUUUCUAGUGACAAGCAAAGUUUACCGUCAAACAACUUCUCAAUGAGUCAUCGGAUGCAAUGCAACAGCGUUUGGCUAGGGGCCGAAAGAAUAUGUAGCCAAGACCUUGUCCGGCUCAAGCUUCUAGAGAACCCCCAUCAUACUUCCCUGGACAUUGUUAGCCUUGACAUUACUAGCGACCAAAUCUUAUUUCUCCACAUCCACUUCUUUUGGAAGAGUCCACAUUCCAAAUCAGUGAUCGCGGGAGGCCGGAUCUUUGAACUGGUUCCACACAAGUCCUCGGAAGAACUUGCUAAAAAUAGUGGCUCACGACAAUCGAAGAAUUCUUGGCUGAGGCAGUGUGCGGACCUGGUACCCAAAGGCGCAACCUUAACUUCCUCGGAUCAACUGCCACCGGCUCCAAAGGGGUUCCAUUUCUCACAGAUCACGCCAGACCAUUCACUCCAUCACCUCGAGAUCAGUUGCAUCGCUGGACGAUACUAUUCCCCAAAGGCUGAUCACGACCGACUGGGGCGAUUGAGGAAUUAUUUCUCAACGAAAAAUGGACUAAGCAGUCCGACACUCAAGAGGGAUGUCAAGGAGCGUGCCAGCCUUCUCGGAAUCAGAAGCGGUCAGGAAAACUUCAUGCGAUUCAGUAAGGCAAGAGCCACCAGGGGCGAAAUGCUGCUCGAAGCUUCAAGAAAAUCGAGAAAAAAUAUGUCAUCUCAUUUCCGCCGCGUUAAACCCGCCACAAAGAAUAAAAUGGUGAAAAAUCGAGUCUAG
This is a messenger RNA of Puccinia triticina, 1968 nucleotides long. RefSeq lists its product as uncharacterized. The transcript has 7 exons. Gene Ontology annotation, biological process: silent mating-type cassette heterochromatin formation. The record is from RefSeq and is a predicted model, not a curated record. Gene Ontology annotation, cellular component: SHREC complex; rDNA heterochromatin. Bases 1 to 1968 code for a protein of 655 amino acids. Lineage: Eukaryota; Fungi; Basidiomycota; Pucciniomycetes; Pucciniales; Pucciniaceae.